Penicillium nucicola is the source of this 1014-nucleotide messenger RNA. Its product is annotated as NmrA/HSCARG family protein. The coding region runs from base 1 to 1014 and encodes 337 amino acids. NCBI's taxonomy places the organism in Eukaryota, Fungi, Ascomycota, Eurotiomycetes, Eurotiales, Aspergillaceae. The record is from RefSeq and is a predicted model, not a curated record. The transcript has 2 exons.
AUGACCAAAACCGUACUAGUUAUUGGAGGAACAGGUGCCCAAGGGGUCCCUGUCGUCAAGGCUUUGGCCACUGGAUCCAAAUACAACAUCCGGGUCCUAACACGAAGCGCAUCUUCCCAAGACGCCGCAGCUCUAGCAAGCCUACCAGGCGUAACAAUUUUCGAAGGAAACGCGUACGACGAAAACACCCUCCGCAAAGCAUUCAAAGACAUAACCCACGUAUUUGCGAACACCAACGGCUUCGCCAUCGGCGAAAAGGCAGAGAUAUACUGGGGCAUCCGACUCUACGAGCUAUCGCGAGAGUUCCAAGUCGAGCAUUUCCUCUAUGCAGGCCUGGAGUACAGCUCUAAGCUAGGUAACUUUAAUUCCAAGUACAGAUGCGGUCAUCUGGAUGGAAAGGGCAAGGUAGUCGAUUUCAUCUCCGCGCAGCCAACAUCGCCGAUGGCGUGGUCUGUCUUAACGUCUUGCAUGUAUAUGGAGACAUUAGUAGAAUUUCUGCGCCCGUUCCCUGAUCCGCAAGAUCCAGGGACGAUGGUUUUUACAGCGCCUCUUGGAGAGGGAAAAUGUCCUCUUAUCUACCUGGAGGACUAUGGGGCUUAUGCGAGAUGGAUGCUCGACAAUCCCGCAUCGAGUAAUGGGAUUGAGUUACAUGUUGCAACUGAGGAUAUCAGCUGGAAGGAUCUCGCAUCGACUUUUUCAACAGUUACUGGCCAAAGGGCCGUUUAUAGGGACGUGACUUUGGACGAAUAUUUCAAGCUUGGGAUCCUUGAUCCGAAUAAGAUUGUUGGCCAUUCGACUGAUCCCAAUGAUUCGACCUUGCUCACUUACCGAGAGAAUUUUUCGGGGUUCUGGAACACGUGGAAAGAUAAUCUGACGAAGAGAGACUAUCAACUGUUGGAUACUAUUCUGCCGACAAGAGUGAAAUCUGUGAAAGAGUGGAUGGAAAAGACACAUUACACCGGGAAGGCCAUGCCGGUACUGAAGGAUUACCGCGACAGGGCUGCAAAGAAGUAG